CUGGAGCUAGCAUAAUUUGUGCGUAUAUAAACUGACAGUUUAUAAAACAAAAUAAUCGGAAACUAAAUAUUUAUUAAUAUCGUUAUAUACGUUUUCUUUUUUUAAAUAUUAUUUUUCUUUUUUAAAUUACUUUGCAUUUGCAGAAUUUGUGCUGGUCUGAUUCUGAAUCCGGCUGUUUGACAACCCGAAAGACAGCAGACUGAGUAGUCUGAGUAGAUGGUGGAAUGAAAUUUGGGACAUUGUGGGGAAGUACGACGUGUAUUCUUUCUAGGAAUCUGACGUUUUUCUUGUUCAUUGUAACUAAAUCUGGAAUGGCUUGGCGUUCAAGUGGCAUUAACAAUGCGAACUUGGUUGAUAAUUUACAAAGAAAUGGUAUUAUAAAAACGCCCCGAAUUGCUCAAGUUUUGAAGACUGUGGACCGAGCCAACUUCUGCCAGUUUAAUCCAUACAAUGAUUCACCACAGAGUAUUGGCUACCAUGUGACAAUAAGUGCCCCACAUAUGCAUGCCCAUGCCUUGGAAUUAUUGGCUGAACAGUUAAAGGAAGGAAACCGAGCACUCGAUGUUGGCUCAGGAAGUGGAUACCUUACAGCAUGUAUGGCACUGUUGCUUGGAGACAGUGGACUGGCUGUGGGUAUAGAUCACAUUGAUGAGCUCAUAUCUGAAUCUGUUAGGAAUGUCAACCGAGAUCCUGCAACUAAGGAUCUUUUAAAAAAGGGAAACUUAAAGCUGGUUGUAGGGGAUGGUCGCCUGGGUUACGAUAUUGAGGCACCCUAUGAUGCGAUACAUGUUGGGGCUGCAGCACCAGUUUUACCAGAAGAUUUAAUUAAACAACUGAAACCUGGUGGUCGACUUAUUAUCCCAGUGGGUCCUCAGGGCGAGAGUCAGAAACUGAUACAGAUAGACAAGACUCUGGAUGGACAAGUCAUCAGGAAGAAUCUGAUGGGGGUCAUCUAUGUACCACUGACCAGCAAGGACAAGCAGUGGCCAAGGUAGGUUUGAACAGUGCUCUCUUUCCUAGUCAAGAUUUAGUCUGAGAUCAAAGGCAGAGUUUUGAAGCCACUGAACUCGGUAAUGUGGAUCUGAAUUGGUAUCCCUGUUGAUAAAGAGGAUUAGUUGGCAUCAAGUGCACAUGACAUGAAAUAAAACACUGUAUUAACUAAACAGUGUACCUACCAUAUGUUCAAAACAGAUUGAUGGUUUUGAAAUUGUUUUAUUUUGAUUCAAAUGAAAUGUGUUUAAUUUUUUAACAAUUAUACUUUGUUAUAGCUUGUAUAAACUGAAAAUAAGUAUUUUUAUUCUAUAACAUUGCAUUUAGUGUUACAAUGGGUGACAGUAAGGAUUUUGUCAAGACGUAACCACAUUGAUGCAUCAUUUGUUAAAGAUAUAUCCAAACCUACUGGGUUAUCUUCCGGUGUUACAUCUCAGUCAGGCAUUGGGUGUGUGAUAGGAUCCUACUUAUGUGUGAAUGCAUUUUAUUGGUCAGAAAGCACAAGUGUCCAUGUGAUAGAAAGCAUCUCCAGAUUCUGUUGGUCAGAGCUAGUUAAGUGAAAUUACAAGGAUUCUUUUCAGUGGAUAAACUUAAUAGAAAGAUUGCCAUCAUAUACUUUUAAUUUGAGAGAUGUUUAUACAUUUUCCUUUUGUAUAAAGGUUGCAUAGAGUGUUACGCAAAGAAAUUCAUGUCAUUCCCCAGUGGCUACAAGAGAAUAUAGUUUUAAGUAAAUGUUCUUUGUGUUACGGCUGUUCUAGCUGGCAUUAACCGGCAAGCUGCAUUGCCUGUUUAGUGCUAUUGAAUUAUUUUGAUGUAUCUUUUAAAUGAUUCAGUUGGUCUGAAUUUUUAAUUAUCUGUAAUCUUCAGGAUUUCCAUUAGCUCUAGAAAACAUGUUAAGAAACAGAAAGAAAGAAGAAAUUGUCACAAAAAGAUACUUUAUAAAAGUGGACUACCAGAGAAAUGUCAAAAAAAAUUUUAUAUCGACCACAUCCAUAGUAAUAACACAUGUUAUUCACUUGCAGGUUUUCAAAAAUGUACCCACGUUAACUUUUAAUAACAGUAUGUUAAUGUAUAAAAUUGACAAUAUUAUUACCAUUAUAACUACCCGGUAUACAGUAGCUGGCUCUAAUUGGAAUACAAAUUACACAGUUUACAGUGUUGUUUCCAAUAUUCUUUGGAGUCCAUCCAAAUUAAACUGGAGGCAUUUUACAAAUAUGACACAAAUAAACAGACUGGAAAUGCUCAGAACAUCAGAAUAGAAAAUUUAGGGGGUUUAUUUUUACAGUAGGAAUUUGUGGGCUACUGCCAGUUGCACUUUUCAGAAAAGUUAAGUACCUUGCUAACAUUUAAACAGGGAACAUUUUGUUCAGUAUAACAUUGCGAUUUGCUAUGCAAAUUUCAGAGAUCGCCACACAAUUCUAAACAUUAAUUAGUAGUUGCCACUCAAUUUUCAAAGGAUCACAGAUUGUCAUAAAUCAAAAUUUUGAAAUGUUCCUUAUUAAGACAUUAUGAAAAUGUUCAAUAGUUCAAUAAAUUAUUACGGUAUGUAGAAUUAUAAAAUUAAGUUUAUCAACAACCUUGCUACAGAUUGGGUUCGACAGAAAUUUAGUAAAUAAGCAGUUGAAACUAAAAUAACACCUUAACAAAAUUACUAAAUAUUUUAAUAUUUCUUUUUGUCUUUAAUAUAUUUUAAAUUUACAAAAGGCCUGAUAACUAGAAGGUUGAUUGUACUUCACUUAAACAACUAAGGACUGAUUAGAAACAAGUAACAAUAAUUCAUAUCAGUGCAUGAUGGGUAUGUAGUCGUCAGAAUUCCUAAUUGUUGAGGUGACAUUUAGGAUCACAGUUGGUGCAAAGUAAAAUGUAUGACCAGUGACAUAUUAAAAGAUUGUUAACCAUUUUGUAUGGGUUUUUUAAAGUUUGUAAAUAUUGUAUAUUUAUUGUCGCUUUUCCUAAUGGAAUGGUGAAUGAAUUGUUUUACCGGUUAGUAUAAUAUUUUAGGACCGUCAGAAUGUGUGUAUAUAUUGAUGAAACUAUCUUCAGUAUAACAAACUAAUAACCAUGUUUCAUGGGAAUUUAGUUUGUUGAACAGUGAACGGAACAGUUUGAGGUAGUUUUAUAAAACUUGAAAAGGUGACCAAUAAGUUGUGGAAGCCAAAUCAUUGCAAAUAAGAUGCAGUCAUCUUGUCUUUUUAUGAAAUCAAAGGUUUACAGAAAUUUAAAAAUACUACGGUACUGUUUUAUUCUAUAGAUGGAUUUGUUAUAAACAAAUAUAUUUACACUGUGUAUAAAAACAAUAAUUAUGUGUUGAACAUUUUUGCUUUAUAUAUAGUGUACUUGUGAGCAAGUAUAGUAGGUUUGCAUCAAAAAGGAACCAUUAAUUGGCAUGUAACUACAAUGAAUUAAGUUAAAAUACAUAUUUUAAAAAUUAUAUUAUUUUAAACCCAUAGCAACUCAAUUAACAUUUUUUUUAAAAUCCAUUUAAACUAGUUUCUUUACAUAAGUUAAAUCUCCCAUUUUUAUACAGGCAACUGAUGAAACA
This is a messenger RNA of Gigantopelta aegis, 3532 nucleotides long. Its product is annotated as protein-L-isoaspartate(D-aspartate) O-methyltransferase-like. Gene Ontology annotation, cellular component: cytoplasm. The transcript has 7 exons. Bases 225 to 995 code for a protein of 256 amino acids. Gene Ontology annotation, molecular function: protein-L-isoaspartate (D-aspartate) O-methyltransferase activity. Gene Ontology annotation, biological process: protein modification process. The record is from RefSeq and is a predicted model, not a curated record. NCBI's taxonomy places the organism in Eukaryota, Metazoa, Mollusca, Gastropoda, Neomphalida, Peltospiridae.